AUGUCCCUUAGGUCGACCAGAUCACCCGGGAAUCGGGGCUUUGUCCAGAUCUCGGGUGGUGCCAACAGCACCGAGAUGCAGGAUAUUCCCCUCCGGACCAUCAAGUCCAACGCCAGCUCUACUGGCACCCGCCGAGUCAACGCCGAGAAUAUGGACGAGAAACACGCCCUCUUCCACAAGGCCGUCGGCGGCCCGGCCGGCAGGCGCCGCGUCCGCGGCGACCUACAACGCUCGAACAGCGACGGCAGCGACGAGGCUUCGUUGAACGCCAUGGGUCGCUUGUACAAUAAGAUUGUCGGCUUCUCCGUCCUUACGCGCUACCUCGUCUACGUCGUCCCCGUGGUUCUCCUGCUUGCGGUUCCCAUCAUUGUCCUCCCUCUCACGGGGGACAAGGACCGGGUUUCGCUCGGCGACGGCCACCGCCAUAGCCUGUUCUUACUCUUCGUCUGGUUUGAGGUCUCCUGGUUGGCCCUCUGGGCCGGGAAGAUGGUCGCUCAUAUCUUGCCCUUCAUCUUCAUGUUCUUCUGCGGCGUCAUCAGCUCCGGCACGAGGAAGUACGCCACCGUCCUGCGCGCGCUCGAAAUACCGCUUUCGCUUUUCUUUUGGGGCCUCGCCUCGUGGCUGUCGUUCAAGUUUAUGUGGGAUGGCGCCAAUCGCUCGUGGUCCGACGUCAUCGUCCGCAUCCUGCUUUCGCUCUUCAUCUCGUCCGCCGUCUUGCUCGGCGAGAAGUUCUUGGUGCAACUGAUCAGCAUCAGUUACCACCAGCGCUCCUUUGCCAACCGCAUCCACGACUCCAAGCGCGAGAUCUUUCUCCUCGGCCUCAUGUACGAGGCCUCCCGCACGCUCUUCCCCAUGUACUGCCCGGAGUUUGCCGAAGAGGACUAUGUCAUCAACGAUAGUAUCGAGGUCAUGCUCGCUCGGAACAAGGCCAGUGGGAAGCAAGGUGUCGCAGCCGCGCCUAUGAGGCUCGUCGGUGACGUCGGCCGUUUCGGGGACAAGAUCACCUCUGUGUUUGGCAACAUCGCCUCGGAGAUCACCGGCAAGCAGGUCUUCAACCCCAACUCGGCCCACUCCAUCGUUGUCGAGGCCCUUGAGAAGGUCCGCAGCUCCGAAGCCAUGGCCCGCCGUAUUUGGAUGUCCUUUGUCGUCGAGGGCCAGGAGGCCCUCUCGAUGGACGAUAUCAUUGAGGUCAUGGGCCCCGCCCACCGCGAGGAGGCCGAGGAGUGCUUCAAUGCCAUCGAUGCCGACCAGAAUGGGGAUAUCAGCUUGGACGAGAUGAUCCGCAAGGUGGUUGAAACUGGUAAAGAGCGCAAGGCUAUUGCGCACAGCAUGAAGGAUAUCAGCCAGGCUCUUGCGGUUUUCGACAAGGUUCUUCUUUUUGUUGUGCUGAUUAUCGUCAUCAUCAUCUUCUUGGCCGUUUUCCAAAGCAGCUUCAUCGCCACCCUUACUACGGCUGGUACCACGUUGCUCUCGCUGUCCUUCGUCUUCGCCGUUACCACCCAGGAGUUCCUCGGUUCUUGCAUCUUCCUCUUCGUCAAACACCCCUACGAUGUUGGCGACCGUGUGGAUAUCGUGGGCCCGGAAAAGGAGCAGCUCAUUGUUGAGAAGAUCUCUUUGCUCUACACCGUGUUCACCCGCAUCGACAAAAUGCAGGUCGUCCAGGUCCCCAACAUUGUCCUCAACAAUGCCUGGGUUGAGAACGUGACGCGAAGCAAGGCCAUGAAGGAAGUUAUUGACGUCAACGUCUCGUUCGACACUUCGUUUGAGGACAUCGAGCUACUACGCCUCGAGCUAGAGCAGUUUGUGCGCGCCCCAGAGAACAACCGCGAUUUCCAACCGGAUAUUGCCAUCGGUGUCGGCGGUGUCGGGGACUGCGACAAGUUGACGCUCAAGAUUGCCAUCAAGCACAAGUCCAACUGGCACAACGACGCCGUCCGCGCCACCCGUCGCUCCAAGUUCAUGUGUGCCCUCACGCUUGCCCUCCGUCGCGUGCCCAUCAACGCCCCCGGAGGCGGCGGUGAUGCCCUCGGCGGACCCGCCAACCCCGCAUACAGCGUUGCCGUCACGGACGAGUAUGCCGCCAACGCCCGUGCUGAAUCUGAGAAGACCAAGACGGCGAAGAAGCUAGCAAACCAAAGCGCUGAGGAAUCCGCCACGGCUGAUGAAGCCGCUGCAGCCGAGCAGCGCGCCGCCGACCAGAUCAACACCCGCAAUGCCGUAGUCGAGGCCCUCGACGACUGGGGCUACGAUAACACCCUCACUUUCUCCACCAGCCGCGAUCCCUCGUCCGACCGCCGCCAACCAUCUGACGUGGGUUCCGGCUCCGGCGGCGCUAACCUCGCGCACUCCGCUUCCCGCCGUUCCAACAUCCUCAGCGGUUCGAGUACAAACUUGGGUGCCCGCGAAUCCCAACGUGGCCGCCGCCCAGCCGGCGAAACUCUACCCCCGCACGCCCUUAACGAAGACCCCAGCUUGCCGGGUGUGCAUCUCACACAAUCCACAUCGUCCAACCGCCCCGGCGGCGGCAAACGGUCCUUUGACGUCGAGCGCCAGGCCGGUAUGUCCUCCCCUCCACCGGCCGGUGCUAGCGCCCCCACGGGGGCUUGGGGCACAUACAACCCUUACGUCCAGGGUCCGACGCCCAUCGACACAACUGUUCAACAACAUCAGCAGCAACCCGGCACGUAUCCGGGGGGUGUGACGUCACCAACCCUGACGUCUCCGACGCACUUGCAGCCGGGGUCACCGCCUCCCGGAGCUGGUGGGCGGCCGCUUGUUGGGGCGAGGCAGAGAGGGACCAGUGUGAGCCACCCACAACAGCAAGGGGGAUCUAGUCAGGGACAGGUUGGGCCGACGGGUCCGGGGGGAGCGGGUAGAAUUUGA
This is a messenger RNA of Dichotomopilus funicola, 2883 nucleotides long. Its product is annotated as Mechanosensitive ion channel-domain-containing protein. Gene Ontology annotation, molecular function: calcium ion binding; calcium channel activity. Gene Ontology annotation, cellular component: membrane. Gene Ontology annotation, biological process: intracellular calcium ion homeostasis; calcium ion transmembrane transport. The transcript has 3 exons. Bases 1 to 2883 code for a protein of 960 amino acids. NCBI's taxonomy places the organism in Eukaryota, Fungi, Ascomycota, Sordariomycetes, Sordariales, Chaetomiaceae. The record is from RefSeq and is a predicted model, not a curated record.